This is a messenger RNA of Phacochoerus africanus (Common warthog), 3067 nucleotides long. It is a transcript of the gene RUBCNL, whose product is annotated as rubicon like autophagy enhancer. Gene Ontology annotation, biological process: autophagosome-lysosome fusion; autophagosome-endosome fusion; autophagosome maturation. Gene Ontology annotation, molecular function: phosphatidylinositol phosphate binding. The record is from RefSeq and is a predicted model, not a curated record. The transcript has 14 exons. Lineage: Eukaryota; Metazoa; Chordata; Mammalia; Artiodactyla; Suidae. The coding region runs from base 826 to 2676 and encodes 616 amino acids. Gene Ontology annotation, cellular component: intracellular membrane-bounded organelle; autophagosome membrane.
CCAGUUCUAUAUUGAAGUACUAGUUAGUGCCGAGGCAGAAGAAAACCUGAAAUCCUAACAUGCUGUGCCCAUUCAUAGAGCAUCUCUAAGGUUGCCAGCGGGAUGAGCAGCUAAAGCUGUUUAUCAGCCAUCAAAGUGCUGCUGGCAUCCGGUCCGCAAGGCUUUUUCGCAAGGUCACUGCAGAGGUCCUGGUGGCUCAUGCCCAACCGAGUCGCCCGCCCCUCUUGCAGAGGUUGCAGUGGCCCUAGUGCUGCAGUCAUUCUCAGCAGGUCCCCUGAGAACGAGAGCGGGGACCUUCCAGAGUGACUUGGCGGGGGAGUCCUGGAGGCUCUCCUUUGUCUCCGGCCUUUGCUGCUGCCCAUGUGUUAACUCGUAAUUUGGCCUCUGCUCACCCGCCCUAGGAAAAUCUCAAUGGAAAAUGCCAGUACGCUUUGCAGCUGGGUUUCUCUUCCUUUAAAAUGGGUUUGGAAAUUGAUGUUUGUCUUUGCACCGAAGCAUCUCUGAUUCCAAGGAGCUCAUUUAUGACAGUGGCAGGGACUUUGAGAAGAUGCCAGGCUUUGCUUAGAUUCCUGUUCCCGACGGCCCUCCCGUGCCUGAAUGCAUGUGGUUCAGUCACUGUCUCGCCUCCACCAGAAUGUGAGCUGCUGGAGGGCAGGAAGCUUAUUUUCGUCACUACUGUUACCCCAGGGCUGUCAAAACAAAAACAAUGCCAGUUAUGUUAGUAGACACUCAGUAAAUACGGGUUUAGUUGAAUAACUAGCAGCGACAAGCAAUGUGGCAACAAGCAACACCAACCAGCACCUGUACCUUGGUGUCUCAUGAAUUAUGUGUUGUCCCGAAGAUCAAGAAACAGAGAUAGUUUCCCAUCGCGAGGGUCUGGCCUUUCUUUCCAAGCAUUGCUUUCUCCUUUGGGUCCCUCUGCCUCUCAGAGAAACUCAUGCUCCGAGCCCUUCGGCGCUGUGUCUUGGGGGCUCCGUGGCGGAGACCUCAUUGUCCAAGGAUAUUGCAGACUCCACGGGCAGCCCCCCUGCCCCAGGCUCAGCUGAAAAGAGCAGUGCCUUCUCUCCCACCUCCACGGAAGAGCCGGCCGUGCUCCCAGGACACUGUUCCCUGACGUCUCUGUUCACAAACUCCAAGAUUGCGGCCACCUCCCCAGGUCGGGAGGCGGAUAGUGCUUUUCUCAACCCCUCGCAGCCCACAGCUUCCGCUGAUGCAGGUGCUGUUCAAGUCAGCGGAAGAACCGUUCUUUUGAAUUCCUUCUCCCCGGAGGCAUUCGUGCUCCCUGUCGAUGUAGAAAAGGAAAAUGCCCACUUUUAUGUUGCAGAUAUGAUUAUAUCAGUCAUUGAGAAAAUGAAAUGUAAUAUUCUGAGUCAGCAGCAUACAGAGACCUGGAGUGUCCGAGAGGCCAGCAGGUCACUUGGGAACGAUCAGGUGGACUCUGAAGUGACCUUUUUUAGCAACAUAAAGCAGGAAUCUGGGUCUUCUACUUCAUCCGACAGUGGAUAUGAAGGUUGUGCUGUGUUACAGGUCAGCCCAGUGGUUGAAGCAGCUACUUACUGUGAUGUGAUGAAAGAGUCCUGCAAAUGUGACUUGGAUGAUUUUGUUAUCGUAGAACUUGGAGAGUUUAGCAAUACCACGGAGACCUGUGGGUGUUCCUGCAGCUCCUCUAAGAGUGUCACUUAUGAGCCAGACUUCAGUUCUGCUGAGCUAAUAGCCAAAGAGUUAUACCGAGGAUUCCGAAGGUGCUGGAUGCUGUUGGGAGAUCGUUAUCAGCUGGCUAGCUCCCUGAAUGCAGCUGGCUCCAUAGUUGUAAAUGAAGAGCGAGUCCGGGAAGACUUUGAAUCCAGUUUGGAGGUGGUACAGGAAAUUAAACUGAAGUCAAGGAUCAGAGGGACUGGAGACUGGGCGCCCCCCAGGUUUCAAAUCAUAUUUAAUGUUCAUCCACCACUCAAGAGGGAUCUCGUGGUAGCAGCCCAAAAUUUUUUCUGUGCUGGCUGUGGAACUCCCAUCGAACCCAAGUUCGUGAGGCGGCUGCGCUACUGCGAAUACCUGGGCAAGUAUUUCUGCGACUGCUGCCACAGCCAUGCCGAGUCCUGCAUCCCUGCCCGCAUCCUCCACCUGUGGGACUUCAGGAAGUACUCCGUCAGCAACUUCUCCAAACGGCUGCUGGACAGCAUAUGGCACCAGCCCAUCUUCAACCUGCUGCACGUCAGCCGCAGCCUCUACACGAAAGCCAAGGAGCUGGACAGAGUGCGGGAAAUCCAGGAGCAGCUAUUCCAUGUCAAGAAGCUGUUGAAGACCUGCAGGUUUGCCGAAAGCGCGUUGGCGGAGUUUGAGCAGGUGCCAGUACACUUGACUGAUGACCUCCACCUCUUCUCCCUGGAGGACCUGGUCAAGGUUAAGAAGGGGCUGCUGGUGCCCUCGCUCAAGGACAUUCUGAAAGUUUCCCUGGAGCACGUGGCUGGCUGUGAGCUGUGCCAAGGAAAGGGCUUCAUCUGUGAAUUCUGCCGGAGCGCAGCUGUCAUCUUCCCGUUUCAGACGGCAACGUGCAGACGAUGUUCAGCGUGCAGAGCUUGCUUUCACAAGCAGUGCUUCCAGUCCUCCCAGUGCCCCCGCUGUGCGAGGAUCACAGCCAGGAGGAGGCUUUUGGAGAGUCCACCCUCUGCGGCCACAUGAUGCCCCUGACUAUCGCGAGAAGACCGUUCAACACACCUAAUUAUCGCGUCCUUUGUGUCCUGACAUUGUUUUAUUAUGGAGUAUUGUCUAUUAAGAAAAAAGAUGGCCAAUAUUCUCUUUAUUAUAUAGAUAUAUAUAUUUAAUAUUUUAAAAGAAUGAAGAUUCUUUGUUGUUAAGCCUGGGGUUGUUACUGGUGAUGUUGUUUACAAAUCUUUAAUGUUUUUGCUGCUACUGGUUUUUUUUAAGAGUUUGUGGGGUUUUUUUUUUUUUUGAUACUUAAAUUGCAUUUGAGUAGUUGUACCUAGCCUGUUUUUUAUGAAUUGUAACUGACAAGAUGAAUUACUCAGUUCCCCUUCUUUGUAAAGCUUGUUUUGUGAAAGGGAUUGUUACU